This is a messenger RNA of Lolium rigidum, 4777 nucleotides long. RefSeq names its product cysteine-tryptophan domain-containing zinc finger protein 5-like. The record is from RefSeq and is a predicted model, not a curated record. NCBI's taxonomy places the organism in Eukaryota, Viridiplantae, Streptophyta, Magnoliopsida, Poales, Poaceae. Bases 1 to 4335 code for a protein of 1444 amino acids. The transcript is spliced from 12 exons. Gene Ontology annotation, molecular function: zinc ion binding.
AUGCUGGGCGGCGCGAGGCGGACGGAGGCGGGACGCGAGGAGGGGGAGCUCCAGCUCCACGACGGCGGCGGCGGCGGCGACGAGCUCUUUGAUCCCGACUCGCUCACGUACAUCGAUGAAAAACUUCAAAAAUUGUUGGGUCAUUUCCAGAAGGACUAUGAAGGUGGAGUAUGUGCUGAGAACUCGGGGUCACAAAUGGGAGGUUAUGGUUCAUUCUUGUACCCCCAGCGUUCUCUGUCUAUUAUAUCUCAAUCUAGAAGUCCUGCAGUUCCUCCAAACCAUGGCAAUGCCUCUAGAUCACCUUAUGUUCCAGUGGAGAGUGCACAGAAGAGUCAUUUUGUCAAGACUGAAUUAGAUAGCAAGAGAAAAGAUGAUUAUUGUCGAAGAACAUCGAAUGGGAUCAAUGGUAAUCCUCAUCAACAGAUUUUGAACAGAGCAGCCAAUGGUCCUGAGCAAAAGGCACCUAAAAUACGUAUCAAGGUGAACAGCAGUAGAAGUUUGGCAAGAAAUACUGCUGCUGUCUACAGUGGUCUGGGCCUCGACAUUUCUCCUUCAUCCUCUAUGGAUGACAGCCUUGGUGGGAGCGCUGGAGCUCCUGAGCCCAAAAAUUUACCAGAUGCAUCUCCGCAUACCAUUUUGCAGAUAAUGACCUGCCAUCCUAUUCCUGGAGGACUCUUGCUUUCACCACUUGCAGACAAUAUUAUGUCGCUGAGAAAAAAGUCAGCAUCUGUAACAAAGGAACAUGAAGCACCUGAAUUUGAUUAUGACAAAGCAGAACUGAACAGAGACUGGUGUCCCAUGACCUCUGCUGCAGGAGAUAACAAAAAUAAGGUGUCAAAUAAAAAUAAGUAUGUUGAAAAGAAAGAUCACCUCCCAAGUAUCAAGAAUUCACAAUGCAGACAUAAUGAUUCAACAAUUGUGAAUAAGGGGACUAUGCCUCAGUUACUGGAUAUGUCAGAUGAUGCAGGUUCAGUCCUCUUACCUAGAAGCAUGAAGACAGAACAACAUUCAGUUGAGGAAUCAGAAAAAUUGGUGGCUGAUAUUCCGAAUCACCUGAAGGAAACAAAGAAUGGUCCACUGAAAGCACGAGGUAGGGACGCGAGUUCUUUCAGAGAUAUUGAGCCAAUAGUAGAUGUUAAAGCUGUUUCAGCAAAUGAUGAUCAUCAUAAAAAGGGUAAAGCAAAUUUAAAAGCAAGUGUAGAUUUGAGCAAGGACAGUAAGACAGGACCUACAUUUAAUCAAGGAUUUUUGGAUAAAAUCAAAUAUGAUUCUGAUGGAUAUAAUGAUCGACCUUCUACAACUCCAAGUCAACCGCCAAAUGUUCCUCCUAACAAAACAUCACUUGACAGAGACAAAAGAAAUGUUUUGCAUGUAAAAGAUGAACAAUCUCAGUGCGAAAGUAAGGGCAUGGGGGGUCUAGUUAGUGCAGUAUCCAUGGAUAUCAUCACAGAAAAUGUAGGUGGAAAUCCUUCUGGAAUGCUGAAAAGGAAAAAGAAAAUUUCCUCUUCGCAAACUGCUCUGCCUGGGAAGAAGCUGAAGCUUAAGGCACACAAACAGUUGAGCGAAUUCACUAGAAAAUCUUAUGUGAGUGAUACGAGUGUGAAGCCUGAGAAGGAGACUGUUUCAUCUGGAGAAACUGAUAAGGGCAAGUCAGAUGGUGGAAAUGACCAUGACCACAAGAUCUCUCCCUUUAGUUUUGACAGAUCAGCUCCUGUGCCAUCAGCAUGUGCGAAUAAGGCUAUGGAAUUAUCCGUGGUUGCGCCUGUUGUGGAACCUGUUGUAAUAAACGAACAAUGGGUUUGCUGUGACAAGUGUGAGAAAUGGCGCCUUUUACCCUAUGGGAUGAAUCCAGAUAUACUUCCCAAAAAAUGGCGUUGUAGCAUGCAGAGUUGGCUCCUGCCUGGAAUGAAUAACUGCAAAAUAAGUGAGGACGAGACCACAAAAGCCCUUCGCGCGCCUGAAAAUAACAUUAGUUUGGGUGUUCGCCAUGAUGUUGCUACAUCAGGAGUAUGCACAACUACGACUUCACGAACUGUUGAGGGCGAUAUGAAGUCCAUCACUACAUCUGGGACGCCGAAAGUUGAAUCCAAUGCAAAUGUAUCAAAUAUAGCUGAGAUGCCAAAGUCAUCAAAGAAGCUACAGACUUCUACAAGUAGAAAACCUGAUGAUGUUGACCACUUCCGUAAACACAGGGAAAAACGAAAGCGCAUGGGAUUUUCAGAUAAAGGAGAAACUAUUGCAGAAGAUAAGACACAUCCAGAAUCGAAGAGCAGUGUUGAUCAUGAUAAUCUUAGGGCAUCAAAGAAAAUGAAGAAGGAAUUCAGUGAGCCAGCCAAGCGCCGUCUUUCUGAGCUUGAAAUUAGCAAAAGCAGUCCUUCAAUCAAGGAAACUCCAAAAAUCUUGCAGCCUGAUAGUGGUGUUUCAUCUAGCAUGGGAAAAUAUGGUCCAUCUUCAUCAAUUAAAUGCAAUGAUGAUAAAUUUAUCUCAGACGGGGGCAUUAGAACUUCAGAUAAGGGGCGAUCUGAUCGUCCAGAAUUAUCCAUUAAGAUAAGGAAAUCAAAACAAAGACAAUUAAGCAAGCGUGGUCCUGAGCCUGUGGCUAGCGAAGCAUUUUCAAAGCAUAUUGUAACAGAAGGUGAAAGUAAUGGUGCCAAGGAAAAGCCCAUACAAGAGCUGAAGUUUUCAAAGACAGAUGAUAAGAAAGCUGCCAACUCCAGGCCCCCCGUUUCUGGGACUGGUAGUGAUACAAUAUAUGCUGAGAAAGAGUGUUUAAGUGAGCAACACCACGAGAAUAUCCAUCUCCAGCAUUCAUUAGUCUCUGAAAGCUCCAUGCGGAGGAAUAUGUCAUCUACAGCUGCCGCCUCCAGUUCAUCUAAGGUGUCUAGCUCCCACAAGAGUAAAGUUGAUUUUCAAGAAACAAGGGCCUCUCCUGUAGAAUCAGUUUCUUCUUCACCAUUGAGAACUUCUGAUAAGAAUCUUGUGGAUCAACAUAAAAGGCACCCAUGUGUUGUCGCAGAAACUGUGCCUUCGCAAGAGUCAGGGAAAAGUGGUUUGUCAUUUUCCAAGGAAAACUAUGAUUUGGGAUCGGGUCCUGAUCAUUCCAAGGCUCAUGGUUCUGGUUGCUUUAAUGGAGACUUGCAUCCUCAUGUUUUGAAGGAUGGAGAGUUGGAGGACAAAAAAGACAACCAAUGCUCAAAAAAUGAAGAUUCUGGACUUGGUACAAGGAACAGUCAAUUGAAUCCAUCUAAGGCGCAGAAAGUUAAUUCACAUACCCUUCCGGUUCAUAGCAAUGGUGAUGACAAACAGACACCGUCCAUUCAAAAUGGAGAAAGACCGCCUCGUUUAAACUCAAACCAAUUUGACCAUGCAAAGUUGACUUCCGGGAAGCAUCCAACUCAGGUUAAGCCUGAUAAAGAGAAUGCAGAACACAAGGACCUGAAAAUACCUUUGUCAACUGUCAAAGGAAGUAAGCAGCAGCCAGCAUUAAAUAAUACAGCAAAUGGCGAUGUCUCCUACAAGGCAAAACAAUUAAAGAAGGCUGUUAUCGAAAAUACAAAGCAAGCAACUCUUAGUCGUGAUGCGCCGAAUCCUAUAAACACAUCUGUCCUACUGAAGGAGGCUCGAGAUUUGAAGCACUUGUCCAAACGUUUAAAGGAAAAGGGCGAUGACCUUGAGAGCGCAAGCAUGUGCUUUGAGGCUGGCCUGAAAUUCCUCCAUGUUGCAUCUCUUUUGGAGGCUCCAAGUAUUGAUAGCUCCAAACAAGGGGAUUCUAUACAAGCUAUGAGACUAUAUUCUGAAACAGGCAACCUUUGUGGAUUUUGUGCCCGUGAAUUUGAGCGACUUAAGAAAAUGGCAAAUGCUGCUUUGGCCUAUAAAUGUGUGGAAGUGGCAUAUAUGAAGGCUGCCUUCUACAAACAUCCUGGUGCAAUUAAAGACAAACAUGCAUUGCAAGCAACAUCUUUGAUGGUUCUUCCAGCUGAGUCGCCGUCAUCGUCUGCUUCAGAUGUUGACAAUUUAAAUAACCAGAGUACAGCUGCUAAGGCUGUUUCUGCAAGAGCUUUGUACUCUCCUCAGAUUGCUGGAAAUUCCAUACCUCGGAACAAUCAUCACUUGAUGGGGUUGCUUGCUUAUGCAGACGACAUUAAUUAUGCAUUUGACGGAACAAGAAAAUCACAAAAUUCAUUUGCUGCUUAUGUUGCUGAUAUUGGAAAGGGUCAGGUUGAUGGCAUUGCUCUUGUAAGAGAAGUCCUUGAAUUCAGUUUCCACAAUGUCACGGCGCUGCUGCAACUGAUUCGGCAGUCGUUGGAAUCUAUCAACCAUGAAAGUGUUAAAUAACAGAACAAACAUUCUUCCUGUGAAUAGUGAUGUGUCAUGGCAAGUUGCUUUGGCAUCUCCCCACAAUGAUACUACCAAGAGUCUGUCAGGAUGAAUCAGUAUAUUGAUCUGAAUGGAUCGAUGGAGGGGAGUCACCUUGCCAUGGUUAUGGAUCAUAAUUUUGACAAUUGCCAAAUGGGUUUAAAGUCAAGAGUCUCCUGCGACAUUAAUUGCUACAUUCAAAAUUCUCAGUGUUGACAUAUGACAAAUUACAGAAUCCAUGUUAUUGAAGUCAACUGAAUUUCCAACUGUUCUACCGGGAGAAGAUUUCAGCAGGAGAAUGUAAAACAUAUAACUUUUUAACUUACAGUUCCUACAGAAGCUUAGAUGAGGACUCAGGAGAACAUACUAGAUUCCCCCACCUUCUGUUUUUGGUGUCUGUCAUGAAGGUACCGAAGGUACC